Molecule: messenger RNA, 342 nt
Organism: Cladophialophora yegresii CBS 114405
Lineage: Eukaryota; Fungi; Ascomycota; Eurotiomycetes; Chaetothyriales; Herpotrichiellaceae
Exons: 1
Coding region: 1-342 (113 amino acids)
Cellular component (GO): NatC complex
Molecular function (GO): RNA binding
Source: RefSeq, a predicted model, not a curated record
AUGGAGGAGGUCGAGGCUGCUCAGUUCCUCGAGUCGCUAAUUGGAAAGACACUCUAUGUCACUGUUCCAGAUGGACGGCUAUUCUCAGGGAUAUUUCGUUGCACAGACAACGAAAGCAAUGUUAUUUUGUCGAAUGCAUUCGAGUACAGAAUGCCAUCACAGGCUGCCGAGGAUGCUGCUGUGGAAAAGCUGAAGGUUCAGGGACAAGCCAGCAGGGCAAACAUGACGUCCCGCUUCGUCGGCCUGAUUGUCAUCCCCGGCAAGCAGAUUGCCCAGAUGGAGGUUGAGGAGCGACGCGAGUGGCCAGGUGGACAGUCGUUAUCGGUACGAACGAAGACGUGA